AUGUUUCGAGCUGCCGCAGCUGGUCCCUUUGACGAGGGCGUCGCCAAGGCCACCGACGAGAACCUGACGUCCGAAGACUGGGGAGCCAUCAUCGAGGUCUGCGACCGCGUAGGCAGCGAUGCAAAUGGUCCCAAAGAGGUUGUACAGGCAAUGAUCAAGCGCCUCGCCCACCGCAAUGCCAAUGUCCAGCUCUAUACCCUCGAACUUGCGAAUGCCCUCAGCCAGAACUGUGGCAAGAACAUGCACCGCGAGCUCUCAAGCCGAGCCUUCACUGACGCCAUGUUGAAACUCGCAAACGACCGCAAUACCCAUACCCAGGUCAAGGCCAAAAUCCUCGAGCGCAUGAAGGAGUGGUCCGACAUGUUUAGCAAGGACCCCGAUCUCGGCAUCAUGUACGACGCCUACUUCCGCCUAAAGCAGAACAACCCGACUUUGCAGGCCCCCUCGGCGCCCCAGAAGACUGGUCUGACCGACCUCGAUCGCCAGAAGGAGGACGACGAGCUCCAGAUGGCCUUGAAGUUAUCGUUGCAAGAGGAGGAGAAGAAGAAGGCGCCUGCCGAGUCCAACGCCGGUCCAUCCUCUUCUGCCACCGCCGCUGGAUCCUCGACACACGCCGCUGCACAGCCUCAAGCUCACUCUACACCAGUACCUGCUGGCACGACAGCUGCCACCGUAUCAAGGGUGCGAGCAUUGUACGAUUUCGUUCCUUCCGAGCCGGGCGAACUCGAGUUCAAGAAAGGCGAUGUUAUUGCAGUCCUCGAGUCGGUUUACAAGGAUUGGUGGCGGGGCUCACUCAAGGGGAAGACAGGAAUUUUCCCCCUCAACUAUGUUGAGAAGCUCACGGAUCCCACUCCUGAUGAGUUGGCACGUGAGGCACAGAUGGAGGCCGAGGUGUUUGCAGAGAUCAAGAAUGUCGAGAAGCUGCUCACACUUUUGAGCACGUCCAAUACGGCGCCGAGGGAAGAGGAUAACGAGGAGAUAUCGAAGCUCUACCACCAAACGUUAGCCAUCAGGCCGAAGCUGAUCAAGCUUAUUGAGAAGUACUCCCAGAAGAAGGAUGACUUUACACAGCUGAAUGAAAAGUUCAUCAAGGCUCGUCGCGACUACGAGUCUCUUUUGGAAUCAUCCAUGUCGCAUCCUCCUCAGCCUAGUUACCACCAGUAUGCCAUGAGACCUGGCCCCGGCGGGUACCCAGGCGGACCGGGGGCGGGCUAUCCCCCUCAGGGUCCUCCUCAAGGCCCUCCCCAGGGCCCUCCCCACCAACAGCAGCAGCAGCAGCAGGAGCAGAGAUACUAUACUCCAGCACCCCAAGAACAACCCCAAUACCCUCAGUCUACGCCCUCGCCGAAUUUCCAGCGUCCGGCACAGGCAACGCCUGCUCCCUUUUACGUAGCCGGUGCAGAGGUCCCCUCAGCGCCGCAUCACAACCAACCGCAACAGUAUCCUCCGCGUGAUCAACGUAUUCCAUCCACAGGCAAGGCACAGGUGCCGCCGAUCAACACCUCGUCACCACCGCCGGCCAACACUUACUCCGCAUAUUCUGUGCCUCCCAACCAAGGAAGGCCACAGAGCACUUACGGUCCCCAGGAGCUGGCAACCUCUGUCUACGACUCGCCUAUUGCUACCCAUAACCCGAGCUCUGCUGCGACAUAUACAUCCUCCGUGUAUUCCCAAGACGAUUACAACAACGGUAGCCCCGUCGUAGGUAAUUCGACUGUUCCAGCACCUUCAUCCUUCCAACCAUCUGCACCACCAGUCGGGCAGCCCUCACAACCACCUCAACAACCACCGCAACAACACCAGCAGCCACAGUACCAGAGUUAUCAGCCACCAGGAGCUCAGGGGCAGGAUAACUACGUCAGUGCCCCUACUCAGGCACCGCCGCCUGUGCCAACUGGAGCAGCUCCGCCUAUCCCUGGUGCCGGUCGAUCUGAAGUGAUGACGCCACCGCCCCUGCAGCCUGGCGGUGCGGCCUACGAUGCUAGAAACAGCCUUCCAAGCCAGGGACCAUCACAGCCGCAGUACAGGGCGUAUGUUCCUCCCGGUGGUGGUGCUGAUGGACCGAGCGCACCGCCCGCUGCGGAUUACUAUCGGCAGAGUGGCGUCUACUAG
Molecule: messenger RNA, 2112 nt
Organism: Colletotrichum abscissum
Lineage: Eukaryota; Fungi; Ascomycota; Sordariomycetes; Glomerellales; Glomerellaceae
Product: VHS domain-containing protein
Exons: 6
Coding region: 1-2112 (703 amino acids)
Biological process (GO): protein transport to vacuole involved in ubiquitin-dependent protein catabolic process via the multivesicular body sorting pathway
Cellular component (GO): ESCRT-0 complex
Molecular function (GO): phosphatidylinositol binding; ubiquitin binding
Source: RefSeq, a predicted model, not a curated record